Messenger RNA from Rangifer tarandus platyrhynchus (Svalbard reindeer), 1953 nucleotides. Lineage: Eukaryota; Metazoa; Chordata; Mammalia; Artiodactyla; Cervidae. The record is from the annotation of a GenBank genome assembly.
AUGAUGGGUAUUGGUAAGAACACUACGUCCAAAUCCAUGGAGGCUGGAAGUUCAGCUGAAGGCAAAUAUGAAGAUGAAGCGAAGCACCCAUCUUUCUUUACUCUUCCGGUGGUGAUCAAUGGAGGGGCCACGUCCAGUGGUGAACAGGACAAUGAAGACACCGAGCUCAUGGCAAUAUAUACGACAGAAAAUGGCAUCGCAGAAAAGAGCUCCCUUGCUGAGACCUUGGAUAGCACUGGCAGUCUAGACCCCCAGAGAUCAGAUAUGAUUUAUACCAUAGAAGAUGUUCCACCCUGGUACCUGUGCAUUUUUCUGGGGUUGCAGCAUUACCUGACAUGUUUUAGCGGCACCAUUGCAGUGCCCUUUCUGCUGGCCGAUGCCAUGUGUGUGGGAUAUGACCAGUGGGCCACCAGCCAGCUCAUUGGGACCAUUUUCUUCUGCGUGGGAAUCACAACUUUGCUGCAGACUACUUUUGGAUGCAGGUUACCCCUGUUUCAGGCCAGUGCUUUUGCAUUUCUGGCCCCUGCUCGAGCCAUCCUGUCUUUAGAUAAAUGGAAAUGUAACACCACAGAUGUUUUGGUUGCCAAUGGAACGACAGAGCUGUUACACACAGAACAUAUCUGGUAUCCCCGAAUACGCGAGAUCCAGGGAGCCAUCAUCAUGUCCUCAUUGAUAGAAGUGGUCAUCGGUCUCCUAGGCCUGCCUGGGGCUCUGCUGAAAUACAUCGGGCCCCUGACCAUCACACCCACGGUGGCCCUCAUUGGCCUCUCCGGUUUCCAGGCAGCAGGAGAGAGAGCAGGGAAGCACUGGGGCAUCGCCAUGCUGACUAUUUUCCUAGUAUUACUGUUUUCUCAAUAUGCCAGAAAUGUUAAAUUUCCUCUCCCAAUUUACAAAUCCAAGAAAGGAUGGACUGCAUAUAAGUUACAGCUUUUCAAAAUGUUCCCUAUCAUCCUGGCCAUCCUUGUGUCCUGGCUACUCUGCUUCAUCUUCACAGUGACAGAUGUCUUCCCUCCUGACAGCACGAAGUAUGGCUUCUAUGCUCGAACUGAUGCCAGGCAGGGUGUGCUUCUGGUAGCCCCGUGGUUUAAGGUCCCAUACCCAUUUCAGUGGGGACUGCCCACCGUCUCUGCAGCUGGUGUCAUCGGAAUGCUCAGUGCGGUCGUUGCCAGUAUUAUCGAGUCUAUCGGGGACUACUAUGCCUGUGCAAGGUUGUCCUGUGCCCCAUCACCUCCCAUUCAUGCAAUAAACAGGGGGAUUUUCGUGGAGGGUCUCUCCUGUGUUCUCGAUGGCAUUUUUGGUACUGGGAAUGGCUCUACUUCGUCCAGUCCCAACAUUGGAGUUUUGGGAAUUACUAAGGUCGGCAGUCGUCGGGUGAUACAGUACGGCGCAGCCCUCAUGCUGGCGCUGGGCAUGAUCGGAAAGUUCAGCGCCCUCUUCGCCUCCCUUCCAGAUCCCGUACUUGGCGCCCUCUUCUGUACUCUCUUUGGAAUGAUCACAGCUGUUGGACUCUCUAACUUGCAGUUCAUUGAUUUAAAUUCUUCCCGGAACCUCUUUGUGCUUGGAUUUUCAAUCUUCUUUGGACUCGUCCUUCCAAGUUACCUCAGACAGAACCCUCUCGUCACAGGGAUAACAGGAAUCGAUCAAGUGUUGAAUGUUCUUCUCACAACUGCUAUGUUUGUAGGAGGCUGUGUGGCUUUUAUUUUGGAUAACACCAUCCCAGGUACUCCAGAGGAAAGAGGAAUCAGAAAAUGGAAGAAGGGUGUGGGCAAAGGGAGCAAGUCUCUCGAUGGCAUGGAAUCCUAUGAUUUGCCAUUUGGCAUGAACGUUAUUAAAAAAUACAGAUGUUUCAGCUACUUACCCAUCAGCCCAACCUUUGCAGGCUACACGUGGAAAGGCCUCGGGAAAAGCACUAGUAGCCGGAGUUCAGACGAAGACUCACAGGCCACAGUAUAG